AUGGGGUCAACAUCUGGUUACGCACAUCAAGGCGAACAUUCUAUACCCAUCGAUAUUUUAGAUGACUUAUGCAGCCGUUUUAUAAUAAAUCUGCCACAUGAGGACCGUGGUAAUCUGGUGCGAAUUUGCUUCCAAAUAGAGUUGGCGCACUGGUUUUAUUUAGAUUAUUAUUGUACGGAUGAAAGCAACCGACUACAUCCCUGUGGUAUUAGAGAGUUUGCGGCACAUAUUUUUCAACACGUCCCGCAACUCCGAGAGCAUGUGAGCAGUUUGGAUUCAGUGUUGGAGAACUGGCGCGAGUACAAACAGAUGGUGCCUACGUACGGCGCCAUCUUGUUGGACACAGAUCUCACGCACGUGUUGUUAGUCCAGUCCUACUGGACCAAGGCCUCCUGGGGCUUCCCUAAGGGGAAGAUCAAUGAGAGUGAGGAGCCAUGGAGAUGUGCUAUUAGGGAGGUCCUUGAAGAAACUGGUUUUGAUAUCAGUAAACUACUAAAUAAGAAUGAUUACAUAGAAGCUACUAUACACGAACAAACUGUCCGCCUUUAUAUUAUCGGAUACAUUCCUAGAGAUACCAAAUUCCAGCCGAGAACAAGGAAUGAAAUUAAAGCGUGUGAAUGGUUUCCAUUGGCCGAUUUGCCGGCCAAUAAGAAGGAUAUGACGCCGAAACUGAAGAUGGGCGUGAGUCCUAACGCGUUCUUCAUGGUGCUACCAUUCGUGAAACGUAUGCGGCGCUGGGUCGCCGAAAGGAACUCGAAAGUGUUCACGAAUACUCGAAGGACGCGCCACAAGUCAAUGGGAGACUUGGAGUCUACGUCGGCAACAAAAACUAAAGGAAAGCAAAUCUCUCAAGGGCUGCAGAAUGAAAUACAAGAGUAUCAGCAACUCAAUUGUAAUUCUGUGCCAAAACCGUUUAAGAACCAUGGUAAUCAUAAUAGCGGUAAUGCUAAUGUGCAUGGUAACAACAACACCCAUGGCAAUAUCCAUAAUCAUGGAUAUAACCAUGGGAAUAUGCCGAAAAAUACUCCUAAUCAAAAUAAUUCUAGGAAAGAUAGAAAGAUAGCUAAGCGUCAAUUGUUUACACCGCAGAACGCUCACGGAAGUCCUAACGUGAAUUUCUCUCCUGUUCAGAAAGACAGUAGUCCGCCUAUGGUAGCUACUAAUAAUCACGUUGAAUCUCCGGAUGACAGUGUUUUCUUUAACUUUGUGGCUCCGUCGUGGGCAAACUUUAAGUUUGACAGACGAGCCAUCCUCGAAUGCCUUACCUGA
Messenger RNA from Spodoptera littoralis (African cotton leafworm), 1269 nucleotides. The record is from the annotation of a GenBank genome assembly. NCBI's taxonomy places the organism in Eukaryota, Metazoa, Arthropoda, Insecta, Lepidoptera, Noctuidae.